Polypterus senegalus (gray bichir) is the source of this 3937-nucleotide messenger RNA. RefSeq names its product somatostatin receptor type 5-like. The transcript is spliced from 2 exons. The record is from RefSeq and is a predicted model, not a curated record. NCBI's taxonomy places the organism in Eukaryota, Metazoa, Chordata, Cladistia, Polypteriformes, Polypteridae. Gene Ontology annotation, molecular function: somatostatin receptor activity; neuropeptide binding. Bases 1986 to 3461 code for a protein of 491 amino acids. Gene Ontology annotation, biological process: neuropeptide signaling pathway. Gene Ontology annotation, cellular component: membrane; neuron projection.
ACAUCCCUAUGCAGUCAGAGAAACACGACAAUUCUAACACAUACAAGUUUAUACAACGAGGUGAACGCUGACGAGUUUUUACAUUUUUUUACUGAUGCACCUAAUUGAGAUUUCAUUCACAGCACUGGACCUCCACUCAUAGAUGUCCUUAGCCAAGAAACACACGAAGCAGGGUUCACAAAAUCGCGCACAUGGACCCCGAAUUCCUUCACAUCUGCACUUAUUACUCGGUCUCGUCAGCCUGUGAUGAUUCCUCCGUUUCACUGAUGCCUGUAAUUGAGCAUCACACCACAACCUACGCGAACACAACGCGCGUAGAUGUUAAGCUUAAACGAAUCGGAAACGAUUGGACACACAAGCAGAAGACAACUUGAACCAAGGUUCGGACCAGCAUGCACCUAAAAUGUUAACACGAUCACGCAAUCAUUCACGCAAGCUCUCUUUUGCGAAAACAAAAUGCAAGAAAGCGGUAAAGCGUCUCACCUGGCUUUGCACCCACACAAUGACACGCAAGGAGACGCAAAGCCUCACACGCUUACCCCCAGCACAAUCGCGCAAUCCGCUCUCGCAAAACACACUCACCGCGUUUAUUAAUAUGCGAUGCUCGCGUUCAGAGACUACAGCACACACACUCGCAUGCACACCUGCCUCUGCACACCCACGCAGACACACACACACACACCCUGCGGAGCCAGACGGCGCGCGUGACGGGCGCACUCCACAUUCUCUCAUCGGUCAGUCCAGUUCUCACUCAAUCAGUAGCGCGGCAGCAGGCGUGCCGCUCGAAACGCGUGCCGGAGCAGGAAGGCGUCUCCCGAUUCCUGUAGGGCAACCUGCCAUCGGUGCCUCGACACCUGGAGGGAGAACGAUAGCAGCGACAGCGGCAUCAGCCUGUAAAAGCACCACGGAGAGAUCAGGAUACCGCGACAGCAGGACCGUCGAGCCCAUUGUCAUCUUUGUGACGGCUAGAGUACGCUGAGAAACUUUUUACAAAGAGCAGGUGAGCAUUAAAAGGAAAGUUUUCCUAAUUGUUUCACGUCAUUUUCACCUGCUGUCAUAAUUCGUUUGGGCUUAUUGUUGAUGUAUCGUUAACAUUAUUGUAAUGAUAUUCGUGUUCAGACGGACAACAAAAAAUCCUCGAAAAAUAAAACGGAUAAUACGCACGCAUAUCGAUGGAGUGGCGACCAGUCCGUGGAAGCUUCUCACUCGCGAUCGGUGUCGACGCCUAGACAGCCGGCAUUUCACGCCUAGUCUGGCAGCAUAGUACCCAAGGCAGGAACCAUCCCCAAUGAACGCACACAUCAAUACACGAACUGAGCCACGGGAAUACCGGAAUACUCGGGGAGAAACUCAAGGAAACACGGAGAACGGGAACGGGGAUCUGUGAGUGCCGCGGCUCGCACCACUGUGCCACCCUUAUAUAACUGAAGUUUGAGGAACGAUAGCGAGUACUCAUUUUAUUAUGUCAUGUAAUAUUUUUAACGAGGAGUUUGCAAGACGACAUAAUGACACUAUCAUUAAAAUUAAAACUUAACUAAAUUUUAUUUAUUAUUGAUUUUAUUUAUAAGACACGCCCAACAUCAGGACGGACGAUACGGUCACAAAUGUAAAACACCGCAACUUUUUAAAUGGUUCUCCUGACAUAGUGACGGCAUUCCUCAUAUUCCUUUCCAACACAGUACUCUAAACUGACCUCCAGGAAAUUGGCGACACUUCCAUAUUACUAAAUGCACUCUCAUUCCCACAUUUUCUAUACCCAUUUCAUCCACUUCAUGGUCAUAUCAACUGAAACAUAUACUUGCUGAACUGGGUAAAAGGACAGAUCACCACCAAAUCCAGUGUCAAUCUAUUGCAAGGACCACCACCCUUGUUAAUACAACAAUUUAGAAGAAUCAGAUGUGAUGCCUCUGCUGCUUUCUUGCAAUGUGAUCGACAGUCACUGAUGCCACCUUCUCCUUGAGGAGGUGCAGUUUAAUGCAAUAACAAUGGAACUCUUCCCAGAACUUUACCACCCCAUAACAAACUCUCCCUGGCUUUAUAAUGCCCACGGUGGAGCUGACCACAGUCCCAAUUCCACAAGUGAUUACUAUCCAUUUGGCAAUGAAACCUUCCUAAAUGCAACCGAGAUACCCUUUUCCAGCUCAAGUCUUAGCAUAAGCAGGAUAUUGUUACCCAUGAUCUAUUUUACCGUCUGCAUUAUUGGUUUAGGAGGCAACACUCUUGUCAUUCACAUCAUUUUGCGCUACUCUAAGACCGAAUCGGUCACUAACAUCUACAUCCUCAAUUUGGCAAUUGCAGAUGAGCUCUUCAUGCUUGGACUCCCAUUUCUGGCUGUUCAGAAUGCCCUCUCCUCUUGGCCCUUUGGUUCACUCAUGUGCCGCCUCGUUAUGACAGUUGAUGGGAUUAACCAGUUCACUAGCAUAUUUUGUCUGACUGUAAUGAGCAUCGACAGGUUUUUAGCUGUCGUCCAUCCCAUUCGGUCUUCAAAGUGGAGAAAGCCUCAGGUUGCCAAGGCUGUGAAUUGCACAGUCUGGGCAGUGUCCUUCAUGGUGGUCCUACCUGUGGUGAUUUUUGCUGACGUCCCAGAGAAAGGGGGCAUCUGUAACAUAGACUGGCCGCCUCCGGCUAAUAUCUGGAGAGCAGCUUUCAUCAUCUACACGUCCACCUUGGGCUUUUUUGGGCCACUUUUGGUCAUCUGCCUUUGUUACUUGUUGAUAGUUUUCAAAAUCAGAAGCUCAGGAAAGAAGGUGCGGGCCACUUCCACCAAGCGUAAGAAGUCAGAGAGGAAGGUGACUCGGAUGGUGGUGAUUGUGGUGGCCGUUUUUGUUUUCUGCUGGUUGCCUUUUUAUGCCCUCAACAUCAUUAACCUUGUGGUAGCUUUGCCUGGAGAACCUGAAGGACUCUACUUUUUUGUGGUGGUCUUAUCCUAUGCUAACAGCUGCGCUAACCCCAUCGUCUACGGUUUCCUCUCAGAUAACUUCAAAAGGGGAUUCCGCAGAGCACUCUGCCGGUCGUCCCGCAAGGUUGAAAAUCAAGAAAUCGCUCAUCAGCAACACCAGUUGCAUCUGAAUCCAGAGGCAACACUUGAGACUCAAGUGCAUGAUGGCAUGGACGAAGGGGAGGCGACAGAAAUGUGUAAAAUUAUUCCCGUUGCCCAGAAUGGCAAUGGAAAUAGGGCAGAAGGCUUGUUACGUCAUCACCACCCAGGCAGUCCAGGAGUGUCUGGACUGGCCUUGGUCUCAGGGGCAGUGACAUCUCUGGAUUCUAAAAGUCAGUGGAUUCCAGGAGAGAGCAAUGGAAAAGUGCCAGCAGUGUCUGGGACAACAGGGACUCCAUCUUCUGGAGCUGCAAUGGCCGCGCCAGUUCUUCUUAAUGGAAGUAAAAAUGGAAGUGCCAUACCCUUGUUAGAGGACCUCCCAGCAGGAGAAAAGAAUACUCUUCUGGAAAUUAGUUACUUGUAAAAAUCACAAUACAUCCAGUAUAAUUUAGACAGAAGUCAGUAGUAUAGUACCAGCAAAGUCUCAAUUGCAGAAAUUGCAGAUCCUGUCACAGUUGUAUGGCAGCAAUGGACAGAAGCUUCAGCUUACCCUGUGUAAAAACUGACAACUCUUUUCACCCGAUCAGGCUUCUGAUAUUUUUGCUAACCGAAAUCAAUUGUGUACACCGCUGAAAAAGGUUGUGAAAUGGGUUUAACAACUAAAAGCAUAUUAUAUUUAUGUAUGCAGACCACAUAUACAAACCAAACAUAUACUGAAACUUCAGGCCCCAAGGCUUCUAAGCGAGAUCCCUGAAUAACUUCCAGUGAAACGCAAUGAACUACUGCCAGGAAUCCAGACAUUAUAUUAAAGUCUGCCUUGAGGCUGCAGGUAUGGAGUUCUCUCUAGCACCACUAGCCCAGCAAAGCAUGAUGGGGGUCUAACAAUGGCCUUCUGUUGAC